Molecule: messenger RNA, 5062 nt
Organism: Dipodomys spectabilis (banner-tailed kangaroo rat)
Lineage: Eukaryota; Metazoa; Chordata; Mammalia; Rodentia; Heteromyidae
Gene: Pprc1
Product: PPARG related coactivator 1
Exons: 14
Coding region: 6-4907 (1633 amino acids)
Biological process (GO): positive regulation of transcription by RNA polymerase II
Cellular component (GO): nucleus
Molecular function (GO): transcription factor binding; RNA binding
Source: RefSeq, a predicted model, not a curated record
CCAAGAUGGCGGCGCGCCGGGGCCGGAGAGACGGAGUCGUGCUGCCCCCGACUGGGGGCCCCGGCCCUGACCCCGGCGGCGGAGUCCGCGGAAGCGGUUGGGGGAGUCGGAGCCAAGCACCGUAUGGCACGGCGGGCACCGUCAGCGGUGGAGAGCAGGUAUUGCUGCAUGAUGAGGGGGGUGAUUCUGGCUUUGUCAAUCUGUCAAGGCUGGGCCCGUCUCUGAGGGAGAAAGAUCUGGAAAUGGAGGAUCUGAUACUGCAGGAUGAGACACUACUGGAGACCAUGCAGAGCUACAUGGAUGCCUCCCUCAUUUCCCUCAUUGAGGAUUUUGGGAGCCUUGGAGAGAGCAGGUUAUCUCUGGAGGACCAGAAUGAAAUGUCACUGCUCACAGCUCUGACGGAGAUCUUGGACAAUGCAGAUUCUGAGAACCUGUCUCCGUUUGACAGCAUUCCUGAUUCGGAGCUACUUGUGUCACCUCGGGAGGGCUCCUCUUUGCACAAGCUGCUCACACUCUCUCGGACACCCCCAGAACGUGACCUUAUCACCCCAGUUGACUCACUGGGACCUGGCACAGGCAGUAGUAGAGUUGAAAUGUCUCUUACAGACUCUUCUUGGGACUUUUCCCCACCUUCCUUCCUGGAGACCUCUUCCCCUAAACUGCCCAGCUGGAGACCUGCAAGAUCAAGACCACGUUGGGGCCAGUCCCCUCUUCCCCAACAGCGCAGUGAUGGAGAGGAAGAAGAAGAGGUCGCCAGUAUUAGUGGCCAGGUGCUUGCUAGGGAACUUGAUAGUUCUGUGAGCAGUACCACAGACUUUCCCAUGCACCUGGCCUGCCCUGAGGAGGAAGAGAAAUCAACAGCAGUAAAGGCAGCAGUGCCAGUACCUGGUGAUGAGAGCAUCUCCUCCUUGAGUGAGCUGGUGCGGGCAAUGCACCCGUACUGCCUACCCAACUUCACCCACCUGGCAUCACUGGAGGAUGAGCUUCAGGAGCAGCCAGAUGAUUUAACACUGCCGGAGGGUUGUGUGGUUCUUGAGAUUGUUGGCCAGGCAGCCACAGCUGGUGAUGAUCUGGAGAUCCCAGUUGUAGUUCGGCAGAUCCCUGCUGGACCCCAGUCUGUGCUCUUGGAUGACUCACUGGAGGCUACUCCUGCCUUGCAGCUGAUCAUGCCCACUUUGGAGUCAGAGACAGAGGCUGCUGUGCCCAAGUUAGAUACUUGCCCUGAGAAAGAGGGGCUCUUGCUGGACUCAGCCUCUGUAUUGGAGCCCAGGGAGGUCAUAGAGCCAAUGAUACCCAAAGGGCCUUCAAACCCACCUGUCAAGGCAGUUCUGGGUUCCCAGAGAGUUCCCAGAAAGAGCAGGAAGAAGAAGAGCAAGGAGCAGCCACCAGCCUCUAUGGAAGGUUAUACCAGAAGGCUGAGGUCAUCCUCCCGUGGGCAGACUACAGUAGCUACAGAAGUGACCUCUCAGGCAAGUGGCUUGCAGAAACAGCCUCAGGAGGAACUUCAGAGAAAAGCUGGGCCUCCCCAGGGCAGGGGGAAACCAAGGGCUUGGGCUCGGGCCUGGGCAGUGGCAUUGGAGAAGCCUGGCUCUGAGAACUUGGAGAGAAAUGCUGGACAAGGCAGUCCUCCUCAAGAAGAUUCUCCAGAUCUUUGCUCCAAGGUGGUCGAUCCUAAUCAACCUAGCCCUGUGCCAACCCAUAGCUCCCUGGUUGACUCUGUUCAAGCUGACCCCAUGCCAGUUGACUCUGCGGAAGCCAAUCCCACUGCAGUUGAUCCCAAUGUAACUGAUCCUGUAGCUGGUGAUCCAGCACCAGCCAGUUCAGAGCUGGUUGACCCUCUCCCAGCUGACCCAGUGCUGACUGGCCCAAUCCUGGCUGACUCAUCGGAGACAGCAGCUGACCCUGUAGUGGUUGUUCCCAUCUCAGACAACUUGCCACCAGUUGACCCUGUGCUAGUUAAGUCCAGACCAACUGACCCCAGACGAGGUGCAGCAGCAUCAAUUCAAGGGAGUUCAGCUUCCCAUCUCCUAGACUCAGAGUCUUUAGACCCUCCAAAGAUCAUUGUCCCUGAAGUCAAGGAGGUUGUAGGUCCUGUGAAGGUAGAAAGUACUAGCAAUACCACAACCCAGGAAGCUAGACCUCGGCCUCUCAGCCUUUCUGAGUAUCGGCGACGAAGGCAACAACGACAAGCAGAGGCAGAAGAGAAGAGUUCCCAGCCCCCAGCUGGGAAGUGGCCCAGCCUCCCAGAGACCCCUACAGGGCUGGCAGACAUCCCUUGUCUUAUUCCACCAGCCCCAGCCAAGAAGACAGCUCCUCAGAGAAGCCCUGAAGCUCCCCCAGAGGUUUGCUUUGUGCCCGUGGCUCCCAGCUCUUCUCCUAGUCCUGAGCCAUCUGCAAGCAAACCCAUGGCCUCAACUUCCACUGAACAGGUGCCAUCCCAAGAGAUGCCACUGCCAGCAAGACCUCCCCUUCCUGUGCAGUCUGCGUCUCCUGUUGGGCCCAUGCCUCCCACAAUGCCCACUCCUUUGCCUUUCCCCCCUAGUGGGCUGGGCAUGCCCCCUAUGCUGCCCCUUCCCUCAAGUGGGCAUGGGAUCCCCAGUCUGCCCCCACCUCCCUUGCAGCCUCCUGCACUUCCAGUGUCUAUGAGACCCAUGCCACCUGAUCCCUUUACUCACUAUGCCCCUGUGCCACCCUGGCCUUGUUACCCUCCUGUGUCCCCUUCUGGUUAUCCUUGCCUGCCUCCUCCACCAUCGGUGCCCUUAGUGUCUGGUGCUCCUGGUGCCUAUGCUGUGCCCCCCACUUGCAAUGUGCCUUGGGUACCUCCACCUGCACCAGUCUCACCUUACGGCUCCAGCUGUACUUAUGGGCCCAUGGGAUGGGGCCCAGGACUACAACACCCUCCAUUCUGGUCUGCUGUUCCCCCACCUCCUUUGCCCCCAGCCUCUGUUGGGAGAGCUGUUCCCCCACCUAAGGUAGAGCACAGUGGCAUUCCAGCCAGCCCUUCUGAAAAUGUACUUCCUGUGCCGAUGGUUCCUCCCCUCAAUCUUGAGUCAACCAAUCCCAUAGCUCCACAAAUAGAACCCACCAUGGUUGAGGUCAAGCCAGUGCCUGCAUCUCCCCCUCUGAAACACCAGGUAUCCUCCCUGGUGCAAAGCUCCCAGAUCAAGACUCCAUCUCUGCCUGCUGAGGGUGUAGCUGUUGAGGAACCUACAUCAGAGAGGCUAAAGCCUGAGGCCCAGGAGACCAGGCCCAAGGAGAAGCCCCCCUCUCCUGCUAUCAAGGCUGUUCCCAUAACAAGGCACAACACUGUCCCCAAAUUGCCUGCUGUCCACCCAGCUCGUCUAAAGAAGCUGUCCUUCCUGCCUACUCCAUGUGCCCAGGGUCCUGAGGAUGUGGUACAGGCUUUCAUCAGUGAGAUUGGAAUUGAAGCAUCAGACCUGUCCAGUCUGUUGGAGCAAUUUGAGAAAUCAGAAGCCAAAAAGGAGUGUCCGCUCCCAGCUCCUGCUGACAGCUUGGCUGUAGGAAACUCAGGCAGCAUUGACACUCCCCAGGAGAAGAGGCCCCUAGACCGGUUACAAGCCCCUGAACUGGCCAACGUGGCAGGGCUCACCCCUCCAGCUACCCCUCCCCACCAGUUAUGGAAGCCCCUGGCUGCUGUCUCUCUGCUGGCCAAAGCCAAAUCUCCUAAGUCCACCGCCCAGGAGGGAACCCCGAAGCCUGAAGGAGUUACAGAGGCCAAACAUCCAGCUGUAGCCUGCCUGCAAGAAGGGGUCCAUGGCCCUAGUCCAGUCCAUGUGGGCUCUGGGGACCAUGACUAUUGUGUCCGAAGCAGGACACCUCCCAAAAAGAUGCCUGCCCUAGUCAUUCCAGAGGUGGGCUCCCGAUGGAACGUCAAACGCCAUCAGGACAUCACUAUCAAACCUGUUCUGUCCCUGGGCCCAGCCACUCCCUUCCCAAGCACAACUGCCUCCCAGGAACCACUUGAUCACAGGACUAGCAAUGAGCAGGCAGAUCCCUCGGCAUCUUGCCUUGACCCAUCUGCCUUGCUGUCUCCUGAGGCCUCACCCUGCCGGAAUGAAAUGAACACUAGAAUUCCCCCUGAGCCCUCAGCCAAGCAGCGGUCAGUGCGCUGUUACCGAAAAGCCUGCAGGUCAGCCAGUCCCCCAAGCUGUGGCUGGCAGGGCCGUCGUGGCUGCAGCAGCCGUUCUGUCAGCUCUGGGUCCAACCUGACCAGCGAAGCAUCUUCCUCAUCCUCAUCGGCGUCUUCCUCAUCCCGGUCCCGGUCCCGGUCCAGGUCCCUGUCCCCCCCCCACAAGAGGUGGCGAAGGUCUAGCUGCAGUUCUUCUGGACGUUCUAGAAGAUGCUCUUCUUCUUCUUCCUCCUCUUCCUCCUCUUCCUCAUCCAGUUCCCGAAGCCGAUCUCGCUCCCCAUCCCCUCGCCGGAGAAGUGACAGGAGACGGUGGUACAGUGCUUAUCGUUCACAUGACCAUUACCAAAGGCAGAGAGUUCUGCAGAAGGAGCGGGCAAUAGAAGAAAGAAGGGUGGUCUUCAUUGGGAAGAUACCUGGCCGCAUGACUAGGUCAGAGCUGAAGCAGAGGUUUUCUGUUUUUGGAGAGAUUGAGGAGUGUACCAUCCACUUCCGUGUCCAAGGUGACAACUAUGGCUUCGUCACUUACCGCUAUGCUGAGGAGGCAUUUGCAGCUAUUGAGAGUGGCCACAAGUUGCGGCAGGCUGAUGAGCAACCUUUUGAUCUUUGCUUUGGUGGCCGCAGACAGUUCUGCAAGAGGAGUUAUUCUGAUCUUGACUCCAACCGGGAAGAUUUUGACCCUGCUCCUGUAAAGAGCAAAUUUGAUUCUCUUGACUUUGACACAUUGUUGAAACAGGCCCAGAAGAACCUCCGGAGGUAACCCUGGGCCCUCUCAAACUACCCACCCCCUUUCUUUGGAGGUGUCCAACCUCUUCCAUCCCCCCCUCCCCUACUCUAGGGGAGAGAGCUGCUAGCGAGGAGAUGACUUUUAUAAGAAAUGGAAAAAAAGUGAAAUAAAAAAUGUGUUAAAUCAGA